Molecule: messenger RNA, 2008 nt
Organism: Plectropomus leopardus (leopard coralgrouper)
Lineage: Eukaryota; Metazoa; Chordata; Actinopteri; Perciformes; Serranidae
Source: RefSeq, a predicted model, not a curated record
UUAUAUUUUAGUUGACUUUUUUAUAUUUAGGGGCUGUUCUUAUUUAUCAGAGGAAGGGGCAGCUGAAUGUGACUAGACUGAAGAAAUGUCCACUUUCCCGGGAAUUUCUCUGCAGCCUGAAGUGACUGAUUAUCUCAGAAGUGUCUUCUUAAACACAGAGGUGUUGGCUGCAGUCGGCCAUCAGGGGGCUGAAUCUCGUUUCCAGAAGCUGCUCACAUGCCUGUCUCACCCUCCUUCAUACACUUGUGUGCGGGCCAGUACUCAUCUCGCACCCCUGGAAGAGAUCAGGCACAAGUUAGAAGAGGAGCUGAAAAAGCAGCUGUGCAGCUCAUCAGCGGAGGAGCUCUCCGUUCAGAUUCUUCCUCACCCGCAAAUUCCAGAUGUGCUGCUCCUUCCCGUCGAUGGCCCGAGACCUGUGCAGCAGCUCAGUUCAGAGGUCGUGGUCGGCGCUCAGUGUGGCAGCGCUGUACUGAGAGGUGCUCAUGUCUUCGUCCCGGGGAUCCUUGCCAGCCCAAAAUAUAUGAAGACAGGAGAUGUGGUAUCUGUCCUCUCGGACUUAGAGGGCCGGUGCACACGAGGAGCCACGACGUUCCAGGGAAAGACGGUGUUUGUGGGAAAUGGAGUCGCCCAAAUUGAUCGCUCCGGCAUCUUCUGCACAGAUAAGCCUGUCAAGGGAAUAGGUGUUCGGAUGAUAGAGCCACUUUACCGAAGUCCUUCUUUUGAUGGUGUUCUACCUGACCUGGCAUUCCUACAGAACCUUCCCUCUGUAGUUGUGGGACACGUUCUCGGGCCUCGUCCUGGAGAACGGAUCCUGGAUAUGUGUGCGGCGCCCGGAGGGAAGACCUGCCACAUCGCUGCGCUCAUGAGGGAUCAGGGCGAGGUUGUGGCUGUGGACAAGAUCCGAAAUAAGAUUGAUCGAAUUCGUCAAAAUGCUCAAAUGUUGCAUUUACGUUCAAUCAAAGUUUAUUGCUUCGACAGCGUUAAAGCUGUGAGUGGCGACGCAUCGGCACAGGACACUGAAGGACCUCCCUUCCCUCCUGAAAGUUUUGACCGGGUUCUGCUGGACGCUCCCUGUAGUGGACUCGGACAGAGACCCAGCAUGUCCUGCACCUGGAGCCUGAAGGAGAUCUGCUCCUACCAGCCGCUGCAGCGCAAGUUACUCCACAAUGCAGUGCGGCUGUUGAAGAAAGGCGGCGUUCUUGUGUACAGCACCUGCACAGUGACUCUAGCAGAGAACGAGGAGCAGGUAGCCUGGGCCCUCGACACCUUCCCCUGCCUCACACUCCAGCCUCAGGAACCUCACAUCGGCGCAGAAGGCAUGCUGGGAGCCGGCCUGUCACCUGAGCAGCUGCGCCUCCUCCAGAGGUUCAGUCCCGAGCUGAGCUGGGACCAGACGGCGGGCGCCCUCCACUGCAGAGCCGACGGGGACACUAUCGGCUUCUUUAUCGCCAAGUUCCUGAAAAACUGAACCAGAGGGCAUGUUUUCUCUUACAGCACCAUGAGCUCUCACACGAGACUGCAGACGGGAACAAUAGUGUUUAUAUUACCACGCUGUGUGUGCUUUGACGGGGCGGUGUUGACAAAGACGCUCACUGGGCUGUUUACAGCAUCUGCCUCUUAACAGCUGCUCUCUGAAACUGCGGGCCAUAUAGGGAUAAGCUUUAUAAACACCGAGGGCAGGAGAGAGGAGAGAGCACGGGAAAGAGAGGGAGGAGGGGGGAGGCACGUGGAGGCUGAAUGAGUAUUGGCAAAUGCAGCAGUGCUUGCAUCGCCAUAACAACAGUGACGACACAGCUGCCAUGGUGACAGAGGAUUCGCUGGAUCUCAGAGAUCAGGAAGUAGCGUGCAGAAAGAGGUCAUGAGAGAUAUUAACAAUUUAGUGUCUUUUAGUGGUGGCGGAGACAACCGGGACCUCUAAUUAAGAUUUGUGCAGCUCGUGUGAGAGACAUGAUGCUCGUCCAACAGGAGGAAAUGACAUUUUUUCAAAAUAAAAGUUUCUUUAAAAUAA